This is a messenger RNA of Humulus lupulus (European hop), 381 nucleotides long. RefSeq lists its product as uncharacterized. The record is from RefSeq and is a predicted model, not a curated record. The transcript is spliced from 2 exons. Bases 1 to 381 code for a protein of 126 amino acids. NCBI's taxonomy places the organism in Eukaryota, Viridiplantae, Streptophyta, Magnoliopsida, Rosales, Cannabaceae.
AUGUCACCAUAUCGUUUGGUCUUUGGAAAAGCUUGUCACUUGCACGUGGAGUUAGAACAUAGGGCAUAUUGUGCCACCGAGAAGCUAAAUAUGGAUCUCCAAGCUGCUGGAGAAGCUCAAAAGUUGCAAUUGAAUGAGCUUGAGGAGAUGAGAUUAUUCUCCAAUGAAAAUGCUAAGCUUUAUAAGGAGAAAACCAAUAGGAAGUUGAAGUCCUGGUGGUCAGGCUCAUUCACUGUGGAUAAAGUUUGUCCCUUCAAAGCUGUUGAUGUGCGAGAAGAUCAGUCUGGUAUGGAGUUUAAAGUGAAUGGGCAAAGAAUGAAGCACUAUUGGGGAGGAGAGGUCAACCGCGAGAAGACCUCCAUCACCUUGGAAGAGCCUUGA